Colletotrichum lupini is the source of this 3834-nucleotide messenger RNA. Its product is annotated as MATE efflux family protein. The transcript has 3 exons. Gene Ontology annotation, biological process: xenobiotic detoxification by transmembrane export across the plasma membrane. Lineage: Eukaryota; Fungi; Ascomycota; Sordariomycetes; Glomerellales; Glomerellaceae. The record is from RefSeq and is a predicted model, not a curated record. Gene Ontology annotation, cellular component: membrane. Gene Ontology annotation, molecular function: xenobiotic transmembrane transporter activity; antiporter activity. The coding region runs from base 1 to 3834 and encodes 1277 amino acids.
AUGGACCCCCGCGACCGAGACGACCGCACCGGCGAGACCACGCCGCUGCUGUCGGAUCAGCCGCAUCACAAGCCGGACAUUGAACCGGCGGGUAGCGGUGGUUGGCUGUCGGAAGCAUGGCUCCUCUGUCGGUACUCAUUACCGCUCAUCGCCACCUAUCUGCUACAAUACUCGUUCACCGUCAUCACAACAUUCGUGGCUGGCCACCUCAGCGCCGAUGACCUCGCCGCCGCCAGCAUUGGUCUGACGACCAUGAACAUCAUCGGCCUAGCUAUCUACGAGGGCAUGGCUACCGCCCUGGACACCCUCUGCGCCCAGGCCCACGGCUCUGGUCGCCUUACCGCCGUUGGCCUACAUGUUCAACGCAUGCUCAUUCUCAUGGCCCUCGCUACCGUCCCCAUUGGGCUCUUCUGGGUCUUUUCGCCAUCGGUUCUCUCCCUAUUCGUCAAGCAGCACCACCUGGCCGUCAAGGCCGGCACGUUCCUCCGUGUCAGUUUGAUCGGCAUGCCCGGCUACGCCGCCUUCGAAGCCCUCAAGAGGUUCCUCCAGGCCCAGGGCGAUUUCAAAAGCGCCAUGGUCGUCCUCAUUAUCUGCGCCCCCAUCAACGCCCUUCUAAGUUGGCUGUUCGCUUUCAAGCUGAACAUGGGUCUGGAAGGCGCUGCCCUGGGCCAGGCUCUGGCUAACGACCUGCGUCCCGUCCUUCUGCUCAUCUACAUCGUCGUCUGGGGCCAGUGGUCGCACCAGUGCUGGGGUGGAUUCUCUCGCAAGGCCUUCACUGAGUGGAGCGUGCCGGUGCGACUCUCCAUCGCCGGAUCGGCUGUCAACCUGGGCGAGUGGGCUGCCUUUGAAAUCUUGACGCUCAGCACAUCCUACCUGAGCACCGAGCAUCUUGCCGCACAAACUAUCUUGACGACCAUCUCCGUCGUCAUGUGGCACAUCCCCUUCUCCAUCUCGGUUGCCAUCAGCACCCGCAUCGGUCACUUGAUCGGCGGCGGGCUCGUAGCGACCGCUCGGCGAGCCACAACCGUAUACGCCAUCGUCUUUACCGUCGUCGGUAUCCUGGACGCCAUUCUAAUCUUCCUAUUCCGCCACCAGCUCGCCCUUGUAUUCUCUGAGGACGCCGAGGUCCAAAGGCUCACGUCCGACUCCAUGCUUGCGGUUGCGGCUUUCCAGCUCAUCGACUCCAUCAUCAGCGGAUGCAACGGCGUGCUGCGGGGUCUCGGCCGGCAGGCGGUCGCGGCUUUUGUCGUAUUUGCCGUGAACUAUCUGGCUGCAGUGCCGCUCGCGGUCUGGCUCGAGCUGGGAUCACCAGGCCUAGAGUUGGAUGGUGCCUGGAUAGGCCUUGGUGGCGGCAUGGUUGUCAUCGCCAUUAUCGAGUGCAUUUACAUGAAGGUGAUCCGAUGGCAAGACUGUGUCGAAAGUCAUUUGACAUAUGGUGGUGAUGAGACGGAGUCGCGUGAAGGAGAGACCACCUGGCGGGGACCACCUCAGCCCCUUUUCAGUGGGCCUUUGCCUUAUGUCAGCGAGGCUCCAUUAGAACAGCUGCCCAGCCAAUCUCGCAUCGCCACUAAAUGGCGGUCCAUCGACGUUGAGAAUAAGUACACGAUGCCCGGCACCGGGGCCCAAGCCCAUCCCGAUGCUGCCCAGGAGCGGCCGCCUUGUACGGUCUGCUACGAUCUCGACAAGGCGCAUAUGCCUGGAUCUGUCGACUACAUGGAUCUUUUCUGCGAUCUCAGGAGCAUUGUUAAGGCCGGUAAGAAGGGAUGCCAAAUAUGCUACGCCAUCAAAGUUGCUAUCUUUUGGGGCAAUAAUGUCAACGUUCCCAAGAAGAGUCUAAUGCUUGAUGAUUCAUACGCCGUCAUUUACCUGUUUGAGACUAUCUCUAUCCAAUCAUCUGUCAAAUAUCGGGACUCCACGAACAAUGUCAUUGUCGUGAAGGGCCUAGUCGAUUUGUUCACGAAACCAGGUGAGAAAGUGAUGAACCUUCAGAGGGCUUUCAGGAUGGAUAUUGACGCGUUCGAAGGCAAGCCGCUGCCGUGGAAGUCUAUCGGAGUCUCUAAUGAGAUUCCUCUCAAACUACACCUUAAGCAUCGGCAGAAGACGAUCCGUGGAUGGGUCGAUGAAUGCAAUGCAACACACAAGGCAUGUGGCACGAGGAUGUACCCGUCUGAGCCCGGUCUUGCUCCUCGGCGAUUCCUGGAUCUUGGAAAAAGCCCGCGGAACGGUAUCAAACUGGUCGAAUCUUGUUCAGUCUCCGGUCCCUACAUCACCGUCAUCCACGGCUACGCCGGACCGUUACCGGCUCCUUCAUCGCUGACAACCUCGGAAAACUUCGACCAGCGCCAAAAGUCUUUGCAGUGGUGGCAAAUACCUGUGGCCCUGCAAGAGACCAUGACGGUCGCUAGUGAAUUGGGUUUCCGGUAUGCUUGGGUCCAGGAAUUCUGUGUCAUUCAAGACAUCGAAGAAGACGUAAACUGGCACUUGGCUCGAGAGGAUAUCAUCUUUGGACGGUCAUACCUCACUAUCGCCUUGACAAGCGUUAAAGAUCUCAGGCUGAGCAAUUUCGGCCCCAAACGACAGAACAGCAUAGCCGGCGUCGAAAACGCGGGUAGAUCCGUUGCCAUUCAAGUCAGUAGAUUUGGCCGCCCACACUACAUUUAUGCUCGGCAGAGUAUGCUUUGGCAUGACGCGGCAUUCGCCAACAAGACCUUGUUGCGGCCCGUGGAUGAUGACGAAAAAUCAAAUGUCUCUGAAGAACACCAUGAACUCCUCCAGCAUGGCCCUGCUUUCCAACGCCUUUUGCUGUCUCGCAGGGUGCUCUAUCUGCACAAGUCAGAGCUAGUGUGGGACUGCCUUGAACGGCCCAGAUGCGAGUGCGAUAGCCCGUGCUUUGGACAAGGACGAAAGGUCAUAGUGAACAUCCUGCAGAAACACACCUGGAUUUCGGGCGGGGCCGUGUCGGGAGGCACCGUCGGGUCUCCCGACUUUGUGCUCAAACUUUACAAAGCCCUCACGCCGGCCAGCCCUGAAGAGAAGCUGGCAGUUGUCGCCGGCCUCUUUCGACAAAUCCUUCGUCUCAAUGGAAGAUCCUACUUCGCCGGCAUCGCAGUAGACACACCUGAAGAGCUGUCGCGUGACCUUCUAUGGACCACCCUGCCGCCUGAGAGGGCGCAACCGAACCAGCUUGACCAAGAUUCCCCAUCUAUCACAGACGCAUAUCGACAUCACACCAGUCGCAUCCCGUCAUGGUCCUGGGCAUCCAUGGUUCUGAGCAAGGGAACUACAUUUGGAGGAGCCUCACAGCUAUCGCCAGGCAACACAUUCGACUUGGUCUAUCGCAGUAUGUUAUUCGGCUCCGUGGGAAUGUUCUACGACGAGUUGCCCGGAUCCGACGAUAGUCUGCUAGCCACCAACUACCGCAUAAAAGCCAAAGCGGCGAUUCGACCGAUCACUGCCGUGCCACCGAUAGGCAGAAGACCCCUAAUCCCACAUCUGUUUAGCUGUUACGACGGUGGUCCCUUGGAUCGCAAUUCUCACAUGAUCUUCCGGUUUCUGCCGGAUUGCGCGAGGCUUCGCGGUUCGUUCCAAGCCAGUGAUGGGUUCAAAUGUUACAUUAUGCUGCUAGGCGUCGUGACGCCAGUUGGGCAUGACCGGGAGUGCCCAAUCAACCAGUCUUGUACCUGUGCACAUACUGAAAACCACCUGCAAGUUGGCUUGGUCCUGCGAGAAUCGCUGCGGAAUGAGGGUGCAUUCGAGCGGAUUGGGACGUUUGCAGUAUCGGAGACUCGCGGCAUGUUCUUGGGAGUCGUGCCGCGUGACUUGACCCUAGUCUGA